AUUAUAUAUUUUUAAGUCUAGUUUUCUGUCAAUGGCAACGAUUCGUGAUUCGUGUUGAGAUGUAGGGCUUUCUCCCUCUCGCAGUGGAUUCUCUGGUACACCUUUCUAGGUCUUCAGUCUUUACUUUCCCGUUUGGGGAGUUCCUUUCUUCGGUUUUUGAAGGAUGUGAGCUGAAUCCCACCUCUCUCUUGAACCAUGAUGAUGGCGGUUCUCGCCUCUGAUCCAAGGCGGGAAUUUCGUCUAUGGUUCCCGAAAACUCCGCGCUAGGACUACCACUUUGUAGUUUCUUCAUUCUAGCCCUGAUUCCGAACUCAGAAGGUCAGAGGUCCUCGAGCGCUCGAAAUCGUGGCCUUUUCUGAAUUUUCUGGGGCUACCGAAGACCUCCGGUCACGAAAUCGGGACAAAUUUCGGAAUUUUCUGAGAUUUCGGAACUCAGAAAACCUCUUUCUGUGUUGACUCUUGGGGGAGGACGUGUGUGGAUGGUCUGCAGCCGAGAAGCAAUGUUCUUAUCUGGUAAAAUGGUGGUUUUUGAGCUGGUGUAGGUUCGGGGUUAGGAAUUGGAGCUGCCCUCUUGCUUUGAUCUGUAAAAUCAGUAGUGUUGCCUACAUCAGCUACUGACAAUUUGUGAGGAUGCUGACGAGGAAGAAGAAGGACGUCGCCGGCGGUGGGCAGGGCGCUGGAGUUCCCUCCUUCCCGGAUGAAGUUCUGGAGCAUGUCCUCGCGUUCGUGAGAUCUCACAAGGACCGCAGCGCGGUUUCGCUCGUCUGCAAGGAUUGGUACGCGGCGGAGAGGUGGACCCGAUCCCAUGUGUUCAUUGGGAACUGCUACUCCGUCUCGCCGGAGAUCCUCGUCCGGCGGUUUCCAAACAUCCGGAGCAUCACGCUCAAGGGGAAGCCACGGUUCUCCGAUUUCAACCUCGUUCCAGCCAACUGGGGCGCUGACAUCGGGUCGUGGUUGGUUGUCCUGGCGAAGGCCUAUCCCUUCCUCGAGGAGCUGAGGCUCAAGAGAAUGGCCGUGACCGAUGAGAGCCUAGAUUACCUGGCGCAAUCGUUCCCCAAUUUCCGGGCGCUCUCGCUUGUUAGCUGCGAUGGAUUUAGCACCGACGGCCUUGCCUCAAUUGCUACACAUUGCAGGAACUUAACGGAGCUGGACAUACAGGAAAAUGACAUACUUGAUCUUGGAGGGAGCUGGUUAAGUUGCUUCCCUGAAAAUUUUACAUCACUUGAAGCUCUAAACUUUGCAAGUUUGAACAGUGAAGUCAACUUCGAUGCUCUAGAAAGGCUUGUAUCUAGAUGCAGGUUUCUGAAAGUCCUGAAAGUAAACAAGUGUGUCACACCAGAACAAUUGCAGAGGCUUCUUGUGAAAAUUCCACAUCUGGCUGAGCUUGGAACGGGAUCCUUUUUCCAAGAGCCCACCCCAAGGCUAACUGCCGAGCUCAGCAAUGCAUUCAGCAAUUGCAAAAAAUUACACACUUUGUCAGGUUUAUGGGACGUGACACCGUUGUAUAUUCCUGCACUAUCUCUAGCCUGUGCAAACCUUACAUUUUUGAAUUUGAGUUAUUCAGUCCUUCAAAGUACCGAGUUGGUUCAGCUGCUUGCUGGCUGCACUCAACUUCGACGCUUAUGGGUCUUGGACACUGUUGAAGAUAAAGGAUUGGAAGCAGUAGCAUCUUCAUGUCCAGAGUUGGAAGAACUACGUGUUUUUCCUGCUGAUCCUUUCGAGCCUGAUCUUGGUGGUGUCACUGAAUCUGGGUUUGUUGCUGUCUCAUCCGGUUGCCCAAAGUUGAGCUAUGUGCUAUACUUCUGCAAGCGGAUGACAAAUGCUGCUGUUGAGAAAGUUGCUCAAAACUGUCCAAAUUUCACUCACUUUCGUCUCUGUAUCAUGAACCCAUGGGAACCAGAUUAUCUCACAAAUGAGCCCAUGGAUGAAGGCUUUGGUGCUGUGGUUAAACAUUGCAGCAAAAUUCAGAGGCUUGCUGUAUCUGGGCUUCUCACUGACCGCACAUUUGAGUACAUUGGCAGAUAUGCCAAGAACUUGGAGACACUUUCCGUGGCAUUUGCAGGCAGCAGUGACCAGGGAAUGCAGUAUGUGUUGCAGGGAUGUCCAAAGUUGCGGAAACUAGAGAUCAGAGAUUGUCCAUUUGGCAAUGCAGCCUUACUAUCGGGACUGGAACGCUAUGAAUCUAUGCGGUCAUUGUGGAUGUCUGCUUGCAAGGUGACAAUCAAUGCCUGCAAGAUACUGGCACGGCAGAUGCCUAGGCUCAAUGUAGAGGUAAUCAAGGAAGGUGAGAGUGAUGAGAUGCAGGCAGAGAAAGUGUAUGUAUACAGGACGGUGGCCGGCCCCAGAACAGAUGCACCACCUUUUGUUCUUACCCUCUGAAUGAUGUCCUUCUGCUAUUAUAAACGGCAUACUACAAGGCUCGCCCGGUUGCAGAUUUACUUCAAGGGCUUCCAAAAAAGGAGGAGAGCUGGCCAGGCUACUAAAAAGGUGCGGCUACAACAAUGGGUGUUAAGGACCUGAAUUCUCGCCAUACCUCCAGAACAAGCUGUAAUUCCUGUCAAACCCCUGGACUAAAUUCCCUACUUUUCAGAUCUCUUAUUUGUGGGAAUGAUAUCUGUGGCAGUAAGGAAAACUUUGGUAGUAGUGUUAGUGGUAGCAACAUUAACAUUUUAAUGUUCAAUCUCCCUACGAAACAAGCGUUCCAAAGAAAUUCAAGGACUGCAAGAGUGAGCUUGACUGCGUCCUACUGCA
Molecule: messenger RNA, 2751 nt
Organism: Nymphaea colorata (pocket water lily)
Lineage: Eukaryota; Viridiplantae; Streptophyta; Magnoliopsida; Nymphaeales; Nymphaeaceae
Product: protein TRANSPORT INHIBITOR RESPONSE 1-like
Exons: 4
Coding region: 631-2379 (582 amino acids)
Biological process (GO): SCF-dependent proteasomal ubiquitin-dependent protein catabolic process
Cellular component (GO): SCF ubiquitin ligase complex
Molecular function (GO): protein binding
Source: RefSeq, a predicted model, not a curated record